Theobroma cacao (cacao) is the source of this 1541-nucleotide messenger RNA. RefSeq names its product basic leucine zipper 25. Gene Ontology annotation, biological process: regulation of DNA-templated transcription. Gene Ontology annotation, molecular function: DNA-binding transcription factor activity. The record is from RefSeq and is a predicted model, not a curated record. NCBI's taxonomy places the organism in Eukaryota, Viridiplantae, Streptophyta, Magnoliopsida, Malvales, Malvaceae.
CAAAAGUAACAAAGAGACCAUGAUUUUCAUUGCUCAAAACAUUUUAGAGGUAUCAACCUUUCUUCCUCUUAGCAGCACACAUUUAUUUAACCUGUCAAAAUUUGUGUUGUCCCUAGCUCAUCCUUCUUUUAAUUGUAAUUCUAAUAUGCCUACCUACCCUAUAAGCAUCAUUAAUGAAUUACAAGACGGACUGAAGAGAACCUGCAUUUUAAAAGGAGUAGAAUAUGCUUGCACAACAAGAAACUCCUGUUAGAUUGCUAAACUCUCACCUUUAAAAGCCCUGAUUCCUUCUUCAAGCUCUCUCUCUCAGCCACCUAAAUAUUCAAGCCACAUGGAAGCGCCUGAUUUCGAGGCGCAUCGUAAUCAACCUCAUGCAACCCCAAUUCAAAGUUUCUUUGCUUUCUGUCCCUCACAGAAAACAUACACCUCUGCAGCUCACCUAAACAUGCAGUCGUUGGAAAUUGCUGGAAACCGUAGCGUGCAACACGGAAACUCAUCUCAGCAUCCUGAUUCCAGCACAAAUUUCUCUAGCAGAUUGUCACCCAAUUCUCAAGUCCAUUUCCCAUUCCAUUUAUUCUCUCCAAACUCAUCAUCUCUCAGCACUGAAGAUGAAGGAAGAGAAUACCAACCAAGCAUUGUUGAUGACAAGAGGCUCAGGAGAAUGAUAUCCAACAGAGAAUCCGCACGAAGAUCAAGAAUGCGAAAGAAGCAGCAAAUUGAAGAGCUGCAGUCACAGGUUGAUCAACUUCAAACAAUUAAUCGUCAGCUUUCACAAAAGCUCAUCAAUCUGCUGGAAAGCAACCACGAGACCCUCCAAGAGAAUGCUCAGCUAAAAGAGAAAGUUUCUACUCUUCACAUGGUACUUGCCGAUGUGUUUACACCGCCGAGGAAUCUGGAAGAUACAUCCCUCAAACAUAAAUCAGCUUCUUAGAGAUGACGCCGCAAUUCAAUCGACUCUUUAGCAAGUUUCCUGGAUUGACUGGUUAAUCUUCGAUAUACCAUAAUAAUAGAGGUAUCAUCUAAAUUGGAGUGUGUAACAACUACUUUUGAGGUUAAAAUGGAUGUAAACUUGCUUUGGAGCUGAGUCCUACGGGCUUCUUUUGUUCAUGUAAUUUAAUGUAUGGAAGUCAUUAGACGCCUCAUGGGAUUUACAGUUAUAAGCAUAUAUAGUUUAAUACAUGUAAUAAACUCUUCAAACAGAUUAUGUCACGACUUAUAAUAUUCAUCAGGAUUUUUCUCCAUUAUUGCAGUUUGUGCAUUCAGCUGUUGAGUGGCAUGAAUAGAGAAAUUCAGGGUAGAAAAUCUCAAUUAUGAGGCUGGUAGAUGAGUUUAUGCUGCAAUAACAAAAAGGGUACAGUUAAUGUGUGAAAGGACCUGCCAUCAAUAGAUUAAAUGUUAGUUACCUGAAAUCUGGCAUGGUUGAAAUAUGAUUCAGGGUUUCCCUCAUCUUAUUUGGCAUUUUAAUCAAGUUUUAUGGGUUUCCUGAUGAAUUGGAUGCUUUAGGGUGGAUGAAACAUAUGUCUUUGCUACUUUCCUACAGA